GUGAAGAACAAAUUUAAUAGUCUUAGGACUCGUUGGAAGUUGUUUAAGAUGUUGAUUGGUGAAACUGGAAUGGGAUACAAUUCCAUCACCGGAAAUGUUGUUGCAAGUGAGGAGGUGUGGAAAAAAUGUUUGCGGUGAAUAAGAUGGCAAGAAGAUUUAAAAAACAUGGUUGUAAAGAAUAUGAAAAAUUGUGUAUGCUUUAUGGUGACACAACUGCUGCAGGCUGCAAUGCUCAUCCGUCUACUAAAAGUCCUUCAGUUAAUAGCUCUAUUGAGGAUGAUGGAGAAAUGAAGAAAGAGGUUCAUAGCUCUAUUGAGGAUGAGAUUACUCAUAAGGAUAAAAAGAUGAAGCAGGUAGGUCGAAGUCAUCGUAAAGGAAGAGAACAAUUUCAAAUAGUCAUGGCUCAAAUUCUCACAGCACUAGGAGAAAGCUCUAAAAUAAAAUUGGAAUUAAUGGGACCCCCCCCCCCUCCCCCCAGAAAAUUCAGCUGCUUUAAGUCGCGAAAGUACUGAAAAGUUAUGAGUGAAAAAGGGAAUGAUGAAGAAUGCAUCUUAAAUUGUCUCAAUGCAUUUAAUUCACUAAAUGAUAUUGAUGGGGCAUCUUAUGCAAAAGCAACCCAACUUCUCAUGAUGAUGCAAGGUGGAGAACAAUGUUUCUAGCUAUGCCAGAUGAGAGAAAAAAGGAUUGGGUGCUUAAUAUUUGAAUUCCUUGAUGUGACACGUUUAUGUUGUUGACUCAUGUACACAGAUUUGGAUUCUCUCAAUGAUUAAGAAUCUGAUGAAGAGAUUGAAACUUUGCUUACAAUUAUGUUAAACAGAGAGUAUAAUCCUCUUUGCAAAGUUAAACCUCGACCCUAAAGGGUCUCUAAAUUAAUAGGUCAUGAGUGGGUGGUUGAAGUGUUAAAUGGUCACCCAGACACAUGUUACGAUUUAUUUCGUAUGGAUAAACAUGUUUUCAUGAGUUUGUGUGAGGAGCUGAAAAGAAGAACCACAACAAAAGGCUCAAAGUUUUUAUCUGUACAAGAACAAGUAGCCAUAUUUUUAUUGAUUAUUAGUCACAAUGGUCGAAAAAGAUAUGUUGCAGAUCGAUU
This is a messenger RNA of Cuscuta epithymum, 1090 nucleotides long. The record is from the annotation of a GenBank genome assembly. NCBI's taxonomy places the organism in Eukaryota, Viridiplantae, Streptophyta, Magnoliopsida, Solanales, Convolvulaceae.